UCCUCUCAGAUCCAUGCCAUUCCCCUGCGAUCGAGCUGGGUAAUGACAUGUGCCUACGCCCCGUCUGGCAGUUUCGUUGCCUGCGGAGGUCUGGACAACAUCUGCUCCAUCUACAGCCUCAAGACAAGGGAGGGGAACGUGAGGGUCAGCAAGGAGCUGCAGGGACACACCGGCUACCUCUCCUCCUGCGGUUUCUCGACGACUCACGAAUUCUGACUUCCUCUGGUGACAUGAGCUGUGGACUGUGGGACAUUGAGCACGGCCAGCAAGUCCUGGGAUUUGUCGGCCAUACCGGUGACGUAAUGAGUCUCUCUGUGGGUCCUGAUAAUAACACCUUUGUCUCCGGGGCCUGCGAUGCCACCUCUAAGCUGUGGGACAUCAGGAGUGGUCAGUGCCACCAGACCUUCACUGGACAUGAGAGUGACAUCAACGCCGUCUCUUUCUUCCCUAAUGGCCAAGGGUUUGCUACGGGCUCUGACGAUGCCACUUGUAGACUGUUUGACAUCAGAGCUGAUCAGGAGCUGAUGAUGUACUCCCACGACAUGAUAGUGUGUGGUAUCACAUCGGUGGCCUUCUCCAAGAGCGGGCGGCUCCUCCUGGCAGGCUACGACGACUUCAACUGCAACGUGUGGGACGCCCUCAAGGGAGAGAGAGUCGGAGUUCUUACCGGACAUGACAACCGCGUCUCCUGCCUCGGAGUAACCGACGACGGCCUCGCCAUAGCAACCGGGUCCUGGGAUAGCUUCUUGAAAAUCUGGAAUUAGAGGAGCGUCCCCCUCCCGAUUACCGCCCGCAGUUACACCUUCUGUUGUAUUCCACACGACAUAUAAACAUAUACUUGACCUGCCCCUGUCUUGCUUACGUGUUUUAAGAGAAGCAGUUAUAAUACAUUUACCUUAUAAUUAUAGUCUGUGUCUUUCAGCAAAGAACUAUAUUGUUAGCUACUGAUUUCACACAUAAUACACACACACACACCCCAAAUGCUUUUACAUAUGCACGUGCAUAUGCAUAAUGUAUACAGCAUAUGUGUUUUCUUUCAGACUUUGUAGAGAUCACAUUGUACUGUGUGUGUGCUAUAUAUAGGAUGGUCUAUUUUCAUCGGUGUGUGUGUGUGUGUGUGCGUGUGUUAAUCUCUCUAGAUUUGUACAAAUGUGAUAAUAAUAAUAAAAAACUAAAUACACAAUUGUACAAAUCUAGAGAGAUUAACACACGCACACACACACACACACACCGAUGAAAAUAGACCAUCCUAUAUAGCACACACACAGUACAAUGUGAUCUCUACAAAGUCUGAAAGAAAACACAUAUGCUGUAUACAUUAUGCAUAUGCACGUGCAUAUGUAAAAGCAUUUGGGGUGUGUGGUGUGUGUAUUAUGUGUGAAACAGUAAGCUAACAAUAGUAGUUCUUUGCUGAAAGACACAGACUAUAAUUAUAAGGUAAAUGUAUUAUAAAUGCUUCUCUUAAAACACGUAAGCAAGACAGGGGCAGGUCAAGUAUAUGUUUAUAUGUCGUGUGGAAUACAACAGAAGGUGUAACUGCGGGCGGUAAUCGGGAGGGGGACGCUCCUCUAAUUCCAGAUUUUCAAGAGCUAUCCCAGGACCCGGUUGCUAUGGCGAG
Geodia barretti is the source of this 1618-nucleotide messenger RNA. The record is from the annotation of a GenBank genome assembly. NCBI's taxonomy places the organism in Eukaryota, Metazoa, Porifera, Demospongiae, Tetractinellida, Geodiidae.